AUGUCUAUGAAAUGGACUUCAGCUCUUCUGCUGAUACAGCUGAGCUGUUACUUUAGCUCUGGGAGUUGUGGAAAGGUGCUGGUGUGGCCCACAGAAUUCAGCCAUUGGAUGAAUAUAAAGACAAUCCUGGAUGAGCUUGUCCAGAGAGGUCAUGAGGUGACUGUAUUGGCAUAUUCAACUUCCAUUCUUCCUGAUCCCAACAACCCAUCUGCUCUUAAAUUUGAAGUUUGUCCUACAUCUUUAACUGAAACUGAGUUUGAGGAUAUCGUCACGCAACUGGUUAAGAGAUGGUCAGACAUUCCAAAAGACACAUUUUGGCCACAUUUUUCACAAGUACAAGAAAUGAUAUGGUCAUAUGGUGACAUGAUUAGAAAAUUCUGUCAAGAUGUGGUUUCAAAUAAGAAACUUAUGAAAAAACUACAGGAGUCAAGAUUUGAUGUUGUUCUUGCAGAUGCUAUUUCCCCCUGUGGUGAGCUGCUGGCUGAGCUACUUAAAAUACCCUUUGUCUACAGCCUCCGCUUCUCUCCUGGCUAUGCAAUUGAAAAGCAUGGUGGAGGAUUUCUGCUCCCUCCUUCCUAUGUGCCUGUUGUUAUGUCAGAAUUAAGUGAUCAGAUGACUUUCACGGAGAAAGUAAAAAAUAUGAUCUAUGUGGUUUAUUUUGACUUUUGGUUCCAAAUAUGGGAUACGAAGAAGUGGGAUCAAUUUUACAGUAAAGUUCUAGGAAGACCCACAACGUUAUUCCAGACAAUGGCAAAAGCUGAAAUAUGGCUUAUUCGAAACUACUGGGAUUUUCAAUUUCCUCAUCCAGUCUUACCAAAUGUUGAGUUCGUUGGAGGACUCCACUGCAAACCUGCCAAACCCCUACCUAAGGAAAUGGAAGAGUUUGUCCAAAGCUCUGGAGAAAAUGGUAUUGUGGUGUUUUCUCUGGGGUCAAUGGUCAGUAACAUGUCAGAAGAACGGGCCAAUGUAAUUGCAUCAGCCCUUGCCAAGAUCCCACAAAAGGUUCUGUGGAGAUUUGAUGGCAAUAAACCAGAUACCUUAGGACUCAAUACUCAGCUUUACAAGUGGAUACCCCAGAAUGAUCUUCUUGGUCACCCAAAAACCAGAGCUUUUAUAACUCAUGGUGGAGCCAAUGGAGUCUACGAGGCGAUCUACCAUGGAAUCCCUAUGGUGGGCGUUCCAUUGUUUGCAGAUCAACCUGAUAACAUUGCACACAUGAAGGCCAAGGGUGCAGCUGUUAGUUUGGACUUCAACACAAUGUCAAGUACAGACUUACUCAAUGCACUGAAGACAGUAAUUAAUGAUCCUUUAUAUAAAGAGAAUGCUAUGAAAUUAUCAAGAAUUCAUCAUGAUCAACCAGUGAAGCCCCUGGAUCGAGCAGUCUUCUGGAUUGAGUUUGUCAUGCGCCAUAAAGGAGCCAAACACCUUCGGGUUGCAGCCCACGACCUCACCUGGUUCCAGUACCACUCUUUGGAUGUGAUUGGGUUCCUGCUGGCCUGUGUGGCAACUGUGAUAUUCAUCAUCACAAAAUGUUUGUUUUGUGUCUGGAAGUUUGUUAGAACAGGCAAGAAGGGAAAAAGAGAUUAA
Molecule: messenger RNA, 1587 nt
Organism: Nomascus leucogenys (northern white-cheeked gibbon)
Lineage: Eukaryota; Metazoa; Chordata; Mammalia; Primates; Hylobatidae
Product: UDP-glucuronosyltransferase 2B19
Molecular function (GO): UDP-glycosyltransferase activity
Source: RefSeq, a predicted model, not a curated record